This is a messenger RNA of Ogataea angusta, 1716 nucleotides long. RefSeq lists its product as uncharacterized. Lineage: Eukaryota; Fungi; Ascomycota; Pichiomycetes; Pichiales; Pichiaceae. The record is from RefSeq and is a predicted model, not a curated record. The transcript is spliced from 2 exons. The coding region runs from base 1 to 1716 and encodes 571 amino acids.
AUGUACACAGGCACCCUUGAUUCGCUGCCGCACGAAAACGACCCCGCCGUCAACGUCGACGAGCUGUGGAGACGCACGUACAGGCUUGCACAGGAGUACGUGGUUGAGAACGAGCCGGCCGCCGUGCUGGAGCGCAUACACACGGCCCACUCAGCGUUGCAGAAGACUGCGCUGCUGGCCGCGAUGCUGCAGAGCGGCGUGCUGGCCGAGCAGGACGAGACAGGCCGGCACCGUUCUUGUGGAGGUUGUGCGCCGCGUGGGCGACACAGCAUCUCUGAAUGCAACAUUUUAUUAUUUACAUCAUAUCACCCUCGAGCACCUGUACUCUCGCCGGUGCUACCGCGAAAUAGCAAGUCUGGAGCCGCUGUUUGCGCGGCACAUGGCGAUCGACCCGCUCAAGCUGCGCAGAGACGACGUGUUCGACGCGUACCACGCGCUCGCCAUGUCGCUCAUGAACAUGGGCAGGUACCAGGAAGCACACAGACAGUUCCAGAUUCUGUUCAAGCUGCCGGUGUGCAGAACACUGCCGGCCAUCCAGAGCCUCGUCGCAGCGUACACGGUCAACCUGGUGCUUGUCGGGCUGAAAAAGGACGCCAAUCUGCUAAAAUACGGCGGCUUUGUGAGUCCCGCGUGCUGCCAGCUGAUCCAGAGCUACCAGACCUGCCAGCCGACGAGUUUUUCCCAGACGGUGGCCAAACUCGCCAAGGAGACGCACGAGCUGGCGCCGGAGGUGUUCCGCGACCUCGAGACACAGAUGCGGACGCGGAUCUUGCAACUGAGUCUCGAGCCGUACAAAACGGUCGACCUGGCCACCGUGCGGACGAUCGACGAGCGCGAGGACGUGGCUCUGCUUCUGCGGCGGCUCGGGUACGCCGUGGACGCCGGGACGGUUCACGUGCCGCGCACGGGCCGUCGGCAGCCGCUCGACACGACAGCGCUGGUUGCGGCGAUCAAGUCGCUCGACACGGUCACCGCCAAGACGAAACAGAGCGCACAGCUAAGAGAGGCACAGGAGCUGUGCAAACAGCGCAACCUGUCCGUCUAGUCGAGCUCGCCGUACGUGCCGCGCCGUUUCGUGGUGUCGUACUUGCGGAUGAUGUUUUCCUGGCCCUCGUCCUGCGAAAACGCAAACCCGCGCUGCUUGCGCAUGCGGUGCACCUGUCUGACCUUGCGGAUGGUUUUCUGGAACGAGGAGAACCGCGGCUUGUGGUCCUGGAUCUGGUACUUUUGGAUUUUCUGCACCUUGUGGUAGAACUCCGGGUUCCAUGUGCGCUUGUAGUAUUUCCACAGCAGAUCGCGGAGCAGACACAGCACAGGCACGAUUAUGAUAGUCAUCCAAUAGACGAGCGAGCCGAAGAUCUUUGGCACAACGCCCCAGUACUCCUUGGAGACGCCGACGUGGGGCGCGACGCUGGCGUACACGGGCAGAACCACAAACAGGAGCGCGAGCGAGCCGGGAAUGGCCACCAGCGUGAACUUGGUCCAUUGAGACGAAAUAAGGGCCGCUUUGCCCAGAGCGGUCACCAGACACGCGGUGUAGAUCGCAAUGCCGAACCCCCAGUGGUCCAUCGUCGUGCCGUCGGCGAGCUGGUUGCCGUACUUGAAGAUGUUGAUGAGCGCGAUGUAGAUGAUGGCACUGUGGUAGAAGCCGUUGACGGCCCACGACCAGAAAAUCUCCACGUUGAAGAAGUGGCCCGCCUGGCCGAUUUUGUAUAG